GAACCGCUCACUUGCCAGCCCUUGGCCCCGGGAAGAAGAAACAUUUCCCGAAGCGAUCUCCUCAACCCUCCCUUCCCCACCGCGGUCGCCCUCCCCUCCCCCUGCUCUUUCUUGGGGGGAGGGGGGCUGUCGCCUCAGAUUGAAGGCCAUUGAUUUGUAUGUAUUUGUCCCAGUGCCGGAGGCUGCCCCAGCCGCUGGCGUCCGUGCCGCCGCUGCCAGUGGAGUUGGCUCCCUGCUUCCCUAGGGUGGUUCAGGUCCACCAAACAUGUCGGCUCCAGUCGGGCCCCGGGGCCGCCCGGCUCCCACCCCGGCGGCCUCUCAGCCGCUUCCGCAGCCCGAGAUGCCCGACCUCAGUCACCUCACCGAGGAGGAGAGGAAAAUCAUCCUGGCUGUUAUGGAUCGGCAGAAGAAGGAAGAGGAGAAGGAGCAGUCAGUGCUCAAGGUCAAAGAAGAAUACAAACCACAACCGACACAGUGGUUUCCCUUUAGUGGGAUCACUGAACUGGUAAAUAACGUUCUUCAGCCCCAGCAAAAACAACAAAAUGAAAAGGAACCCCAGACAAAACUUCAUCAGCAGUUUGAAAUGUAUAAGGAGCAGGUUAAGAAGAUGGGAGAAGAAUCACAGCAACAGCAAGAACAGAAGGGUGAUGCCCCAACUUGUGGUAUCUGCCACAAAACGAAAUUUGCUGAUGGAUGUGGCCAUAACUGUUCAUAUUGCCAAACAAAAUUCUGUGCUCGUUGUGGAGGUCGAGUGUCAUUACGCUCAAACAAGGAGGACAAAGUGGUUAUGUGGGUAUGUAAUUUGUGCCGAAAACAACAGGAAAUCCUCACUAAAUCAGGAGCAUGGUUUUAUAACAGUGGAUCUAAUAUACCACAGCAAUCUGAUCAAAAAGUUCUUCGAGGACUGAGAAAUGAGGAGGCGCCUCAGGAGAAGAAAGCAAAACUGCGUGAGCAGGCCCAAUUCCAAGGACCCCCAGGUGACUUAUCUGUACCUGCAGUGGAGAAAAGUCGAUCUCAUGGGCUCACAAGACAGGAUUCUAUUAAAAAUGGGUCAGGAAUGAAGCACCAAAUUGCCAGUGACAUAGCUUCAGACAGGAAAAGAAGUCCAUCGGUGUCCAGAGAUCAGAAUAGAAGAUACGACCAAAGGGAAGAAAGAGAAGAAUAUUCGCAGUAUGCUCCUUCAGACAGCGCAAUGCCCAGAUCUCCAUCAGACUAUUCUGAUAGACGAUCUCAACUUGAACCUCAGUUUUAUGAAGAAUCUGAUCAUUUAAAUUAUAGGGACUCCAACAGGAGAAGUCAUAGGCAUUCCAAAGAAUAUAUUGUAGAUGAUGAGGAUGUGGACAGCAGAGAUGAAUAUGAAAGACAAAGGAGAGAGGAGGAGUACCAGGCCCGCUACAGAAGCGAUCCAAAUUUGGCCCGUUAUCCAGUAAAGCCACAGCCCUAUGAAGAACAAAUGCGUAUCCAUGCUGAAGUGUCCCGAGCACGGCAUGAGAGAAGGCAUAGUGAUGUUUCUUUGGCAAAUGCUGAACUAGAAGAUUCCAGGAUUUCUUUACUAAGGAUGGAUCGACCAUCAAGGCAAAGAUCCGUAUCUGAACGUAGAGCUGCGAUGGAAAAUCAGCGAUCUUAUUCAAUGGAAAGAACUCGAGAAGCUCAGGGACAAAGUUCUUACCCACAAAGGACCACAAACCAUAGUCCUCCUACCCCUCGGAGGAGUCCAAUACCCAUUGAUAGACCAGACAUGAGGCGUACUGACUCACUAAAGAAACAACACCUAGAUCCCAGCUCUGCUGUGAGGAAAACAAAACGGGAAAAAAUGGAAACUAUGUUGAGGAAUGAUUCUCUCAGUUCAGACCAGUCAGAGUCAGUGAGACCACCACCACCAAAGCCUCAUAAAUCAAAGAAGGGUGGGAAAAUGCGCCAGAUUUCAUUGAGCAGUUCUGAGGAGGAGUUGGCUUCCACGCCUGAAUAUACAAGUUGUGAUGAUGUUGAGAUUGAAAGUGAGAGUGUAAGUGAAAAAGGGGACAGUCAAAAGGGAAAAAGAAAAACUAGUGAGCAGGCAGUUUUGUCGGACUCUAACACCAGGUCUGAGAGACAAAAGAAAAUGAUGUACUUUGGUGGCCACUCUUUGGAAGAGGAUUUGGAAUGGUCUGAACCUCAGAUUAAGGACUCUGGGGUAGAUACCUGUAGUAGCACAACCCUUAACGAGGAGCAUAGCCAUAGUGAUAAGCAUCCUGUGACCUGGCAACCAUCUAAAGAUGGAGAUCGCCUAAUUGGUCGUAUUUUAUUAAAUAAGCGACUAAAAGAUGGAAGUGUACCUCGAGACUCAGGAGCAAUGCUUGGUUUAAAGGUUGUAGGAGGAAAGAUGACUGAAUCAGGUCGGCUCUGUGCAUUUAUUACCAAAGUCAAAAAAGGAAGUUUAGCUGAUACUGUAGGACAUCUUAGACCAGGUGAUGAAGUAUUAGAAUGGAAUGGAAGGUUAUUGCAAGGAGCAACAUUUGAGGAAGUGUACAACAUCAUUCUAGAAUCCAAACCUGAACCACAAGUGGAGCUUGUUGUUUCUCGGCCUAUUGGAGAUAUACCUAGAAUACCUGAUAGCACACAUGCACAAUUGGAGUCCAGUUCUAGCUCAUUUGAAUCUCAAAAAAUGGAUCGGCCUUCUAUUUCCGUUACCUCUCCCAUGAGCCCUGGAAUGUUGAGGGAUGUUCCACAGUUCUUAUCUGGACAACUUUCAAUAAAACUAUGGUUUGACAAGGUUGGUCACCAAUUAAUAGUUACAAUUCUGGGAGCAAAGGAUCUCCCCUCCCGGGAAGAUGGGCGACCAAGGAAUCCUUAUGUUAAAAUUUACUUUCUUCCAGACAGAAGUGAUAAAAACAAGAGAAGAACAAAAACGGUUAAAAAAACAUUGGAACCCAAAUGGAACCAGACAUUCAUUUAUUCUCCAGUUCAUCGAAGAGAAUUUCGAGAACGAAUGCUGGAAAUUACCCUUUGGGAUCAAGCUCGAGUUAGAGAGGAAGAAAGUGAAUUUUUAGGAGAGAUUUUAAUUGAAUUAGAAACAGCAUUAUUAGAUGAUGAACCACAUUGGUACAAACUUCAGACCCAUGAUGUCUCUUCAUUGCCACUUCCCCACCCUUCUCCCUAUAUGCCACGAAGACAACUCCAUGGAGAGAGCCCAACACGGAGGUUGCAAAGGUCAAAGAGAAUAAGUGAUAGUGAAGUAUCUGACUAUGACUGUGAUGAUGGAAUUGGUGUAGUAUCAGAUUAUCGUCACAAUGGUCGAGAUCUUCAAAGCUCAACAUUAUCAGUGCCAGAACAAGUAAUGUCAUCAAACCAUUGUUCACCCUCAGGUUCUCCUCAUCGAGUAGAUGUUAUAGGAAGGACUAGAUCAUGGUCACCCAGUGUCCCUCCUCCACAAAGUAGGAAUGUGGAACAGGGACUUCGAGGGACCCGUACUACAACUGGACAUUAUAAUACAAUUAGCCGAAUGGAUAGACAUCAUAUCAUGGAUGACCAUUACUCUCCAGAUAGAGACAGGGAUUGUGAAGCAGCAGAUAGACAGCCAUAUCACAGAUCCAGAUCAACAGAACAACGGCCUCACCUUGAGCGGACCACCACCCGCUCCAGAUCCACUGAACGUCCUGAUACAAACCUCAUGAGGUCGAUGCCUUCAUUAAUGACUGGAAGAUCUGCCCCUCCUUCACCUGCCUUAUCGAGGUCUCAUCCUCGAACUGGGUCUGUCCAGACCAGCCCAUCAAGUACUCCAGUGGCAGGACGAAGGGGCCGACAGCUUCCACAGCUUCCACCAAAGGGAACAUUGGAGAGAAAAGAAGUGGACUCCCCAAGGAGAAGAUAUGCAGGUGCUAUGGAUAUAGAGGAGAGAAAUCGCCAAAUGAAAAUUAACAAAUACAAACAGGUAGCCGGAUCAGAUUCCAGACUGGAACAAGAUUACCAUUCAAAGUAUCGAUCAGGAUGGGAUCCUCAUAGAGGGGCAGAUAAUAUUUCCACUAAAUCUUCGGACAGUGAUGUAAGUGAUAUAUCUGCGGUUUCAAGGACUAGUAGUGCUUCUCGUUUCAGCAGCACAAGCUACAUGUCUGUCCAAUCAGAACGACCAAGAGGAAACAAGAAAAUCAGUGUCUUUACAUCCAAAAUGCAAAGCAGACAAAUGGGCAUAUCAGGGAAGAACAUGACCAAAAGCACCAGCAUCAGUGGAGACAUGUGCUCACUGGAGAAGAAUGAUGGCAGCCAGUCUGACACUGCAGUGGGCGCGUUGGGCACCAGUGGCAAGAAGCGACGCUCUAGCAUUGGGGCCAAAAUGGUAGCUAUUGUUGGUCUCUCUCGGAAAAGUCGCAGUGCUUCUCAACUCAGCCAAACGGAAGCAGGAGGUAAAAAGCUACGGAGCACUGUCCAGAGGAGUACAGAAACAGGUCUGGCGGUGGAGAUGAGGAACUGGAUGACCCGACAGGCAAGCCGGGAAUCCACUGAUGGCAGCAUGAACAGCUAUAGCUCAGAAGGAAAUCUGAUUUUCCCUGGUGUCCGCUUGGCCUCCGAUAGCCAGUUUAGCGAUUUCCUUGAUGGCCUUGGUCCUGCUCAGCUAGUGGGACGCCAGACUUUAGCUACUCCUGCAAUGGGUGAUAUUCAGAUAGGAAUGAUGGACAAAAAGGGACAAUUGGAGGUGGAAAUCAUUCGGGCCCGUGGCCUUGUUGUAAAACCAGGUUCCAAGACACUGCCAGCACCCUACGUAAAGGUGUACCUAUUAGAUAACGGAGUCUGCAUAGCCAAGAAGAAAACAAAAGUGGCAAGAAAAACGCUGGAGCCCCUUUACCAGCAGCUGUUAUCUUUUGAAGAGAGUCCCCAAGGAAAAGUUUUACAGAUCAUUGUCUGGGGAGAUUAUGGCCGCAUGGAUCACAAAUCCUUUAUGGGCGUGGCCCAGAUUCUUUUAGAUGAACUGGAACUAUCCAAUAUGGUGAUUGGAUGGUUCAAACUCUUCCCCCCUUCCUCCCUAGUAGAUCCAACCUUGGCCCCUCUGACCAGAAGAGCUUCCCAAUCAUCUCUGGAAAGUUCAACCGGACCUUCUUACUCUCGUUCAUAGCAGCUGUAAAACUGUUGUCACAGCAACCAGCGUUACAAAAGGAAAAAAAAAAAAAAAAGAAAAAAAUCCACAGGUCGCAAACCCUGGUAACACUGCAUGCUUAAUGUUGUGUCUUCUGAGCCGGUUUCUAGGGAUACAGAGCGAUCCUGUGUUCUCAGAGGAAGUUGCACACAUUGUGCCCUAAGGAAGGCCCCUCAGGUGAAAGGACAGAGCUAUGAAGAACUGAGAGGUUUGGAGUUCAGCCACACUGGAGUUGUGGUCCAAUCUGAAGCCAUGGAUUUAUCUCAAAGAAUCAGUCAGUUUCAUGCAACAAAAGCCCUUUUCAAUGGCACCUUUAUAUUUUUAUUGUUCCUUUUUCUUCAUUUAUCUGACCCCAAAGCCCCAUUAUGCCACAGAAAUGGAGCUAUACAGCCUCUGAGCCAUGUUACAGGUCAAGGAGCAAAGAAGUCCUUAGAAGCAUCAGGUGUAAAGCAAGACACCAAAGAAGUGGUCGGGAACAAAGCGUCAGCCCUCCCCUGGACGGAGUCCAGCAGGAAGAGUGGCCAACUCAGUAGCUCCAGCCGCAUGUCAUUCACUAAUGCCAAGAUGUGUUGGACUCUGAAAAACAAAGUUCUGUGGCUACACUGUACUGAAUGAAAUUAAAGAAACUUUUUUUGCAUGGACACAGAUUAGCUGAUUAUUUAAAUUAUUUUCUUGGGGCUGCAACUUGCAAAAAAAGAAAAAUAAAUAAAAAUCAGCCAUUUUCAACAAUUUAUAUUAUUUUUAAAAAUAAAUUUCACUAGUGCAUGGUUUUAAAAAGGGGAGAGAAUGCAACAGGGUGAUACAAGACACACCAUGUUUAUUCUUUAAACUAAUCAUAGUCUGUGUUUUGGCAGACAUUACAAAUGAAAAUUCUUUCUAGAAGAUGCGUAAAAUUCUCUUUAUGUGACAAAUAAGGAUAAUAUAUUCAAUUUAUUUCCAUGUUAAAUAUACAGAUCUUAUGAAGUUCAAUAUGUGCAAAUUUUUCACAUCUUGCUCUUCUCUGUCUUACUUUUCCUCUUCUCCCUCUUUUAAUCUUUUAUUUUUGUUCUCCCAACCAGAGUGAACCUUAUUCUAAAAAAUUACAACUUUUUGAUCUGAUCCUCUCUUAUAACCCAUGUUUGAUUCAGAGCUAUAGAUGCUUCUGAAUUUAUGAAUUUCUCAAGGGAAAAAUCUAUUUAAGAGCUUUCUUUAUUUCAAGCAUGUUGAAAAGGAUUUUGCAACAUGACUUGGGAGUACAUUAAAGUAAGUCAGCAUGUAUUUGACAAAGAAGAUAUUUGAACUUUUGCAAUUUAUUGUACAGUGCAUGGUAAUUUUUUUUCACCUUCAAAAUUCAGUUUACAGGAAAAUCCUAAAAUCAUGUGGCCAUUGUAAUGUCUAAUAAAUUUGUUUUUAGCACCAGCAUUAUUCAUACAGGGGUUAAAGUAUUAUUUGUAGAAGGUCUUAGGUUUUGUUUGUUUUUUAAUUAGUUAAAGCAGUUUCUUUAGCCAAUUUCCAUUUACUAUGUGAAUAGAAACACUGCUAAAAAUUUGAAGCCCUGAAACGCAGGGCUGUUUAUUAAUUCAUUUUUCUGUAGUAAAAUUCAAUUUUUCACAAAUUAUAUUUCUAAAGAAAUAUAGUAAACAUAAAUUUGCAACAAUUUUAAAGCUCCAAUUUUUAGGUGACUCAAAGAAAGUCAAUAUGCCUAUUAAUAGUUCUUUGAUGCCAUCACCAAAAGUCUUCAGGCAAAUUCUUUAAAGUCGAAACCCCUGCCUUUGGUUUUACAGAGAGUUAUUACCAUUGGGUGGUGCUGCAAGGUCAGAUUUCUCUUAAGUUCCCCUAUUUUGAGGAAAAGUCACUGGAUAAUGUAUAAACCACCCAUACUUUCUGGUUCUUAUGUACAUUUUGAUAGUACAUUCUUAUAGAUUGGUUUUAAUUCUUGCAAUAACUUUUGAAAUCCACAUACCUCCCAUUUGUUGAAAUGAAGGCCAUGCACAAAAAUUCUUUUCUUCCUCUUCUUUUUUUUUUUAAUCCAGUGCUGACCAUUACAAACUAUCAUGCUUGAUAUGGUGCAAAAGUUAAAAUGAGUAUCACUAAAAAUGCCUUCUCAUUAUGUGGUGCAAUAUGAAAUACACCGAGACUGUGUCUUGAUAUUUGGAGAUCUAUGAUGGACCCAGGUAAAGUUGUUAAAAGAAUGAAUAAAACUUUAUUGAAAUAAUUUAGACACCUGUGUACCAGCAACAAUUGGUUUAAUAGACCUAUAGUGUCUAUACUAUCCCUUAGAUUAAACGUUUACCAUUUUCCUGAUAUUAAGAUGCACUCACAUAAUCUUUUGUGCAUAUUCCUAUAAAAAUUAUUUCUAAUUUUAAUAAGAAGGACAUGACUGUAUGGAAUAUUUGUACAUACGUGUCAUUAUGCAGUAUUUAUUUAAAAGUUGGUGGUUUUGUUUUUGUUUUUAAUUUCCACAUGUCUGCACCUCAACUCGUGGUUUAGUCAUGUAAAUAGCACUCUGCCAGUGACCAUUGCUGCCCUGUACAUAGUAUGUUUUAAAGUAAAGGGAAUUCCAGUUGGGGAAAACAAAAAGGGCAGAUUAGUCCUGUAACAAACACCAACUAAUGUAAAUCAAAUUCAUUCUGGUGAUGGUAUUUAACACUUUAAAUAAAACAUUUUCUUUACAGAUGUUGUACAACCGUGCAUUCUCUGACCCUCGUCUCUCCACACCUCCCCAAGCCUUCUGCAGCUCGGCCCCAAACCUGCCUCUCAUUCAAGACAACAACAUUACCUUCCCUCCUGUCCAUGACCAAAGUGGGCCAGUUUUAGCAAAUAGCUCUCAGAAGAGUAUAUCUUUUCUUCAAAAUCCCAAAGGAUCUUGGCUCACAUCAUUAAAAGUUGCUAUUUUUUAGAAAGAUUGUUAUUGGAUUGAGGAGCUUUCUGAUUAAAUGAUUCAGCAACUUCUAGAUUUGAUGAGCAAACUGAGAUUUCUGAGUCAGUCCUGCCAGACACUGAUAGCAGAGUCACAAGGAACCAUGCAGUUCCCUGGGUAAAGAUGGCGGAGGUGGCCAUUGUCUUUAAGCUUUUGAGUUUGUAAGAGUCAGUUCAGCUAUGGGGCAGGUGCCUGGUUAGUUGAAAAGAUAGGUGUGGUAACCUGAGAAAACAACCUGUCCAGAGACUGGCUUCUAGUUGUAUGAGUGUAAAUAAAUAGGUGACAGAGUCUUCCCCACAUCUUUUGAGGGUAGUUCCUCAAACUAGGAAAAAGGAUCCCAGCAAUUUCCAUAGACUCCUCUUCAAGAUCUGAACUUAAGAGGUAGUUUGAAUCCACAUUUAAUUAGUAAUUCAAAUCUAAAUUUAACCAGCUCUCCAUUCUUGAAAACAAUCAUUUCUUCUAUUUCCAAGGACUCAAUUCUACUCCAGUCCCCCACUC
This is a messenger RNA of Marmota flaviventris (yellow-bellied marmot), 8504 nucleotides long. RefSeq names its product regulating synaptic membrane exocytosis 2 (gene Rims2). Gene Ontology annotation, molecular function: transmembrane transporter binding; small GTPase binding. Gene Ontology annotation, biological process: intracellular protein transport; regulation of membrane potential; positive regulation of synaptic transmission. NCBI's taxonomy places the organism in Eukaryota, Metazoa, Chordata, Mammalia, Rodentia, Sciuridae. Gene Ontology annotation, cellular component: presynaptic membrane; cytoskeleton of presynaptic active zone. The record is from RefSeq and is a predicted model, not a curated record.